Messenger RNA from Serinus canaria (Common canary), 4893 nucleotides. RefSeq names its product erb-b2 receptor tyrosine kinase 4 (gene ERBB4). Bases 1 to 3924 code for a protein of 1307 amino acids. Gene Ontology annotation, molecular function: epidermal growth factor receptor binding; transmembrane receptor protein tyrosine kinase activity; ATP binding. The transcript has 28 exons. Lineage: Eukaryota; Metazoa; Chordata; Aves; Passeriformes; Fringillidae. The record is from RefSeq and is a predicted model, not a curated record. Gene Ontology annotation, cellular component: basal plasma membrane; signaling receptor complex. Gene Ontology annotation, biological process: cell surface receptor protein tyrosine kinase signaling pathway; positive regulation of kinase activity; multicellular organism development.
AUGCCGGCGGCGGCCGGGGGGUUGCUGUGGUGGAGCUGCUGCGUGCUGGCGGCGGCGGCCGGGGCCCCGCGGGCCGCCGCGGCGGCGCAGGCAGUGUGUGCUGGCACUGAGAACAAGCUGAGCUCCCUGUCUGACCUGGAGCAGCAGUACCGGGCCCUGCGCAAGUACUAUGAGAACUGUGAGGUGGUGAUGGGCAACCUGGAGAUCACCAGCAUCGAGCACAACAGGGACCUCUCCUUCCUGAGGUCUAUCCGAGAAGUCACGGGCUAUGUGCUGGUGGCUCUGAACCAGUUUGAGUACCUGCCCCUGGAGAACCUGCGCAUCGUUCGUGGCACCAAGCUCUACGAGGAGCGCUACGCUCUGGCCAUAUUCCUUAACUACAGGAAGGAUGGCAACUUUGGACUCAGGGAACUGGGCUUGAGGAACCUGACAGAGAUACUGAAUGGAGGGGUGUAUGUUGGCCAGAACAAAUUUCUGUGCUUUGCUGACACCAUUCAUUGGCAAGACAUCGUGAGGAACCCCUGGGCCUCCAACUUCACUCUGGUUCCAACCAAUGGCAGCUCAGGAUGUGGUCGUUGCCACAAGUCCUGCACAGGACGGUGCUGGGGACCCACAGAGAAUCACUGCCAGACCUUGACCAAGACGGUGUGUGCAGAGCAGUGUGACGGGCGCUGCUACGGGCCCUACGUCAGCGACUGCUGCCACCGCGAGUGCGCCGGGGGCUGCUCCGGACCCAAGGACACCGACUGCUUUGCCUGUAUGAAUUUCAAUGACAGCGGUGCUUGUGUCACACAGUGCCCCCAGACCUUUGUGUACAACCCCACCACCUUCCAGCUGGAGCACAAUCUCAAUGCCAAGUACACCUACGGGGCUUUCUGCGUCAAGAAGUGCCCACACAACUUUGUGGUAGAUUCCAGCUCCUGUGUCCGGGCAUGUCCCAGCUCCAAGAUGGAGGUUGAAGAAAAUGGCAUUAAGAUGUGCAAGCCCUGCACUGACAUUUGUCCCAAAGCAUGUGAUGGCAUUGGGACAGGGAGUUUGGUGUCAGCUCAGACAGUGGAUUCCAGCAACAUUGACAAGUUUGUAAACUGUACCAAGAUCAAUGGCAACCUCAUCUUCCUUGUCACUGGGAUUCAUGGAGACCCCUAUCACACGAUCGCUGCCAUCAAUCCAGAGAAAUUGAACAUCUUCCAAACAGUGAGAGAGAUAACAGGGUAUUUGAACAUACAGUCGUGGCCUGAGAAUAUGACAGACUUCAGGGUGUUCUCUAACUUGGUUACCAUUGGUGGCAGAGCUCUCUAUAGUGGCCUCUCCUUGCUGAUCCUAAAGCAACAAGGCAUCACCUCCCUGCAGUUCCAGUCCUUGAAGCAAAUCAGUGCUGGCAACAUCUACAUCACAGACAACAGCAACCUGUGCUACUACCACACUGUCAACUGGAGCAGCCUGUUCAGCACCCCCAGCCAAAAGACAGUGAUCCACAGGAACAAAAGGGCAGAGAACUGCACUGCUGAUGGCAUGGUGUGCAACGAGCUGUGCUCCAGUGACGGCUGCUGGGGGCCGGGGCCGGACCAGUGCCUGUCCUGCAAGCGCUUCAUCCGCGGCAGGACCUGCAUCGACUCCUGCAACCUCUACCACGGGGAAUUCCGUGAGUUUGCAAACGGCUCCGUGUGUGUGGAGUGUGACCCCCAGUGUGAGAAGAUGGAGGAGAACAUGAUCACCUGCUACGGGCCGGGACCUGACCACUGCACAAAGUGUUUCCAUUUUAAGGAUGGUCCAAAUUGUGUGGAAAAAUGUCCUGAUGGCUUGCAGGGGGCCAACAGCUUCAUUUUCAAGUACGCCGACGAGGAUCGGGAGUGCCACCCGUGUCAUCCCAACUGCACCCAGGGGUGUAGAGGCCCAGCUAGUCAUGACUGCAUUUUCUAUCCAUGGACACGGCAGUCCGCCCUGCCCCAGCACGCUAGAACCCCCCUGAUUGCUGCUGGAGUCAUUGGUGGCCUCUUCAUCAUCGUCAUCAUGGGCCUGACGUUCGCUGUGUACGUGCGGCGCAAGAGCAUCAAGAAGAAGAGAGCGCUGCGGAGGUUCCUGGAGACUGAGCUGGUGGAACCCCUGACCCCGAGCGGCACGGCGCCCAACCAAGCCCAGCUCCGCAUCCUGAAGGAGACAGAGCUGAAGAGAGUCAAGGUCCUGGGCUCUGGUGCCUUUGGAACUGUGUACAAGGGGAUCUGGGUCCCUGAGGGAGAAACAGUAAAGAUUCCUGUGGCCAUUAAGAUCCUUAAUGAGACCACUGGCCCAAAAGCCAACGUGGAAUUCAUGGAUGAAGCUCUGAUCAUGGCCAGCAUGGACCACCCCCACCUGGUGAGACUCCUGGGUGUCUGCUUGAGCCCCACCAUCCAGCUGGUCACUCAGCUGAUGCCUCACGGCUGCCUCCUGGAUUAUGUCCACGAGCACAAGGACAACAUUGGCUCCCAGCUCCUGCUCAACUGGUGUGUUCAGAUAGCCAAGGGGAUGAUGUACCUGGAAGAGAGGAGACUGGUCCACAGGGACCUGGCAGCCCGCAAUGUCCUGGUGAAAUCCCCAAACCACGUGAAAAUCACUGACUUUGGUUUGGCCAGGCUCCUGGAAGGGGAUGAAAAGGAGUACAAUGCCGAUGGGGGCAAGAUGCCAAUUAAGUGGAUGGCUCUGGAGUGCAUACACUACAGGAAAUUCACCCAUCAGAGUGAUGUGUGGAGCUAUGGAGUGACCAUCUGGGAGCUGAUGACCUUUGGUGGGAAGCCAUACGAUGGAAUCCCAACUCGAGAGAUCCCUGACCUGCUGGAGAAGGGAGAGCGCCUGCCCCAGCCCCCAAUCUGCACUAUUGAUGUCUAUAUGGUGAUGGUCAAGUGCUGGAUGAUUGAUGCUGACAGUCGGCCAAAAUUCAAGGAGCUGGCUGCUGAAUUCUCCAGAAUGGCUCGAGACCCUCAGAGAUACCUGGUGAUUCAGGGAGAUGAUCGUAUGAAGCUCCCAAGCCCAAAUGACAGCAAGUUCUUCCAAAAUCUUCUUGAUGAGGAAGACCUGGAAGAUAUGAUGGAUGCUGAAGAGUAUCUUGUUCCUCAAGCCUUCAACAUUCCUCCUCCCAUCUACACCUCCAGGACAAGAAUUGAUUCCAACAGGGUCAUGAUGUUGAAAGUUCCUUGCAUGCCUGUGCUGACAAGCAAAGCAAACCAGUUUGUGUACCGCGACGGCGGCUACACCGCCGAGGUGCCGAUGCCGUACAGGGCUCCGGGCUGCAUCCUUCCAGAAGCCCCAGCUGCUCAAGGGGCCACAGCAGAGAUCUUUGAAGACUCUUGCUGCAAUGGCACGAUGCAGAAACAGGUGGCAACGCUGGCAAAGGAGGACAGCAGCACCCAGAGGUACAGCGCCGACCCCACUGUCUUCAUUCCCGAGCGGGUGGCGCGGGGAGAGCUGGACGAGGACGGGUACAUGACACCGAUGAGAGACAAACCCAAAACAGAUUACCUAAACCCAGUGGAAGAGAACCCAUUUGUUUCCCGCCGGAAGAACGGAGAUCUCCAAGCUGUGGACAACCCCGAGUACCACAGUGCUCCCAACGGGCAGCCCAAAGCUGAGGACGAGUACGUGAACGAGCCCUUGUACCUCAACACCUUCGCCAACACCUUGGAAAACGCCGAGUACCUGAAGAACAAUUUGCCAGAGAAAGCCAAGAAGGCCUUUGACAACCCAGACUACUGGAACCACAGCCUGCCCCCACGGAGCACCCUCCAGCACCCGGACUACCUGCAAGAGUACAGCACAAAAUACUUUUACAAACAGAACGGGCGGAUCCGGCCCAUAGUGGCAGAGAAUCCCGAAUACCUCUCUGAGUUCUCCCUGAAGCCUGGCACUGUGCUGCCCCCGCCGCCCUACAGACACCGCAACACCGUGGUGUAGUGGCUGUGCUCUCACUCAAGUGGAAAGGCAACCCCUUCUAGCUGCCUCACUCUCGCUCCCCCUUUCUCCCUGCCCCUCCUCCCUCCCUCUCUUUCUCCCAUGAGCUUCCUCUUCUUGCCAGUUCACUCAUUUUUGAUAUUUCUAAGUGAAAGGAUGCCUUGGAGUUGGUUGCAGAUUGGGUUGGGAGCCUGGAAGGAAGGAAGGACAGAGACUGAAAGAAGGAGUGUACAACCUGGCCUUUCCCACUUUUGGCAGACGCGGGGGUUGGAGGCCCAGAGAAGGCAGGUGGUACCAGGAAAGGCCAGGGGCAGUGCUGCUGUCAAGCUUGUUCUCAGUGAUUCACCUGUAGGGAAAGGCACAGAAAGGCUGAUUCUUUCAGCAGGAACUGAUGAGAGUCUGUACAGCAUUCCUGGAAAUCUCCAUGCAAUUUCCAUCAGGGUGAAAAAUGGACAAUUUUUAUAUCCUGUGUGAUAGCGUAGUAAUUGAGAUUGAGAAUCCAAUUUCUUUCUCUAACACUUUCUAUCCCAGCAACUGAAAAUGGCUAACAUAGCUUUUCAAAAACAUUCAGAUCUUCAUUGUGGCUUUCCAAGAAAUGAUGAUGUGACUCCCACAUACAGCUAAGCCCCUCUUCUGAGCCACGCCGUGAUUUUGUGCCAAUUCCCAGCCACAGAGACUCCUGCUCAGAACUGGUACCUGACAUGACCAUUUUUGUAUGUGUGCCAACACAACAAUCACUCUAAACACAAAAUACCUUUCAGAAGAGAGUAACAAAACCACACCUCCAAUAUGUUCAUUUGAAGCUAAGAACCAGGCCAAGAAAUGAAGAUUUGUAUGCCAAAAGCUUUGCUUUCCUGUUUUAUACCUGCUGACUAUAAACACUUCAAAAGAUUGUCACUAAUUCUUCCCUCUUUUUCUUCUUCAUGGUCAUCAAGGGAGCUGGGGAUGCUGUCAGGCAACACUGAGGACAAG